Messenger RNA from Leptosia nina, 2265 nucleotides. The record is from the annotation of a GenBank genome assembly. NCBI's taxonomy places the organism in Eukaryota, Metazoa, Arthropoda, Insecta, Lepidoptera, Pieridae.
AUGAACAGAUUAUUAAUGAAUCAUUGUCGCUGCGUGAAAAAAUCUACUCUACUAUGGGAGGCCAGACAAUAUCAAAAUAUUCCAUAUAUAACUCUUUCAAGGUCAUUGUGCUAUUACACAACUCAGCCCUUAAGACUACAGCAUGAUGUCACUCAAAAACCAUUGAAUUCCACAAUUUAUUCACCAUUUUAUUUACGACAUCUAUCUACAAGCAAUUACUACUUCGAAAAAGAACCUUUAAAACCCUCAUCUAAAGUUGAGACUACAGUGGUAACAAUAAAAAAGGGCAUUGAGGAAAAGGAAAAGUUGCCAAAGAAGCAGGAACCAAAAAAGAGUUUAAAAGAAAGGUUUAUGGCUGAAUUGAGACACUACUAUCAUGGUUUUAGGUUAUUAUUUAUUGAGGUGCGAAUUUCAGCAAGUCUACUUUUUAAAAUUCUUAGAGGUAAAUCCUUAACUAGAAGAGAACACAGGCUGCUUGUUACAACUAUUGGAGAUCUAUUUAGAAUGGUGCCAUUCAUAGUUUUUAUUGCAGUGCCAUUUCUUGAAUUUGCACUACCCCUCUUUAUUAAACUAUUCCCAAACAUGUUGCCAUCAACAUUUGAAAGCACUAGCCAAAAGGAAGCUAAAUUAAAACAGCAUUUAAAAGUGAAACUGGAGAUGGCUAAAUUCUUCCAAGAAACAUUAGAUCAAAUGGCACCACAAGCAGGUAAUAGACACUCUGAGUUAGCCAAAGAGUUCUCAACAUUCUUUACCAAAAUAAGAACUUCAGGAGAUGUAGCUACAAGUGAAGAAAUUAUGAAGUUUUCAAAACUAUUUGAGGAUGAAAUAACUUUGGAUUCAUUGCAGCGGCCACACCUUGUUGCCCUGUGUAAAGUUUUGAAUGUGUCAACAAUUGGCACAAGUGCAAUGUUACGGUUCAAUUUGAGAAUGAAGUUGCGAUCCCUGUCUGCAGAUGAUAAAAUGAUAGCGAAAGAAGGUGUUGAUAGUUUGAAUUUCAGUGAAUUGCAACAAGCUUGUAGAGCUAGAGGUAUGCGCGCGUACGGAGUAUCGGAGGAGCGCUUACGGAAGGAAUUAAAAAACUGGUUGGAUUUAUCCUUGAAUGAAAGGGUCCCACCAUCACUCUUACUGCUCUCUAGGGCGCUCAUGGUGCCGGAACAUGUACCUACCACAUAUAAAUUAAAAGCCACUAUUUCAGCCUUACCAGAAUAUGUUGUUAUGCAAACUAAAGCUGCCAUUGGAGAGAAAGAAGGAAAAGUUGAUUUCAAGACCAAAAUGGAAGUUAUUAAACUUGAGGAGUUGAAAAUUAAGGAAGAAAACAAGGAAUUACUUGAAGCUGAAAGAGAAAAACAAUUGCUUGAGAGUAAGAAACGUCAAAAGGAAGAACUUAAAGACAAGGCGCCUAUACUUCAAGACAUUGAUUCUGUUUUGGUUGACCCAGCACCAGUGAUUGCGGUCGAUCCACCGAAACCUAAAACUGAAGAUGGGCUCUCUACAAAAGAUAUUGAAGUUAUUGAAGAUGCUUUGGAGAAAUUAGCUGAACAAAGAAAGUCCUUACUUCUGGAGAAGGAAAGUAUUCAAGAACUGAAAACUGAGUUAUUAGACUACAGUGAAGAUGUCAAAGAAAUGGAUGAGUUUGUCAAGAGCAAACAGGCCGACAUAAAGCUUACUAAGGGAGCAAGAAGACUGUACCGUGCCGUAAACAACAUGAUAAGCAAACUGGAUGCUGCCCUAGUAGAACUAGAAAACAAAGAAAAAGCACUCAAAAACACGCUCGAACAGACGAAAUCCGAACCACAGAAGGCCAAGGAGCAAUUGAUUCAGAUCGACGAGCUCAUGCAUUCCAUUAAGAGCCUUCAGAAGGUCCCUGAUGAAGCUAAACUGAAGUUGAUACAAGAUGUUCUAGGAAGAUUAGACGACGACUUCGAUGGACAGUUGAAGAUUGAUGAUGUUUUGAAGAUGCUAGAAAUAAUUGGAAACGAGAACGUGAAUCUGUCGGAAAAGCAGAUGGCUGAGUUGAUUGAACUUCUUGAUAAGGAGGAAAUUCUGGAAGUGGAGAGCAAGAUCCAGCGGGCGCUUGACAAGGCGGCUAGCGCGGCUAAAGAACAGGACAAAAGCAGCGAGUCAGAGGGAAAGAGCCUCUUCGAUUUGAUAAGAGAAGCGCAGCGGCGACGCGUAAUGCGGAAAGAGGCCGAAAAAUUAGAAGGACAGCCACCGCUACCAAAGAGUGAUAAACCGGAAGAUGGAAAACGGCCAGAAAGCCACUAA